UAGAAUAUAGUCUGCCGUGGAUCGUCGGACCGUUCAGUCUUUUUGUGUCGUUCAGUAUCAUCCGAUUCGUGUGAUCGACAGCACAGCCGAAUUUUUUUUCUUUUUUUUCUAAUUCCUUGAAGUAACCAAAAACACAAAUCAAAAUGGCUGAUGAUGAGGCUAAGAAGGCAAAACAGGCUGAGAUCGAGCGCAAGCGUGCUGAGGUGCGCAAGCGCAUGGAGGAAGCCUCCAAGGCCAAGAAGGCCAAGAAGGGUUUCAUGACCCCAGAGAGGAAGAAGAAACUCAGGUUGCUGCUGCGUAAGAAAGCCGCUGAGGAGCUGAAGAAAGAACAGGAACGCAAAGCGGCUGAACGUAGACGCAUCAUUGAAGAACGUUGCGGCAGUCCCAGGAAUCUCAGCGAUGCCAGCGAAGGCGAAUUGCAAGAGAUUUGCGAAGAGUAUUACGAGCGUAUGUAUAUUUGUGAAGGCCAGAAAUGGGAUCUGGAAUACGAAGUCAGGAAAAAAGACUGGGAGAUCAACGAUCUCAAUGCCCAAGUUAACGAUCUUCGCGGCAAGUUCGUCAAGCCAGCCCUGAAGAAGGUCUCCAAAUACGAAAACAAAUUCGCCAAGCUGCAGAAGAAGGCCGCUGAGUUCAACUUCCGCAACCAGCUCAAGGUGGUGAAGAAGAAGGAGUUCACGCUGGAGGAGGAGGAGAAGGAGAAGAAACCCGACUGGUCCAAGGGCAAGCCCGGUGAUGCCAAGGUGAAGGAGGAGGUUGAGGCCGAAGCUUAAGUGUCCACACGUCCACUAGUGUCCACUGACCCGUGACUCCCGCCCUAAACAAUAAUUGAAAUUAUUUACAAUACAACAAUUAUCUGAAGCAAUACCAAUUUAUAUAAAUCUAUUUAAAUAUAUAUCUACAAAUAAUAUAUAUAUUUGUAUGCAUGUAUAUAUCUCGUCAUAUAUAUGUGUGUCACUAUGGAUUUGAACAGAUUGAAGUCAAUAAACAGCAACAACAGCAACUGAACAACUAAA
Molecule: messenger RNA, 1013 nt
Organism: Drosophila bipectinata
Lineage: Eukaryota; Metazoa; Arthropoda; Insecta; Diptera; Drosophilidae
Gene: wupA
Product: wings up A
Biological process (GO): muscle contraction
Cellular component (GO): troponin complex
Source: RefSeq, a predicted model, not a curated record